Messenger RNA from Tigriopus californicus, 909 nucleotides. Its product is annotated as enhancer of split mbeta protein-like. Lineage: Eukaryota; Metazoa; Arthropoda; Copepoda; Harpacticoida; Harpacticidae. Gene Ontology annotation, cellular component: nucleus. The record is from RefSeq and is a predicted model, not a curated record. Gene Ontology annotation, biological process: regulation of transcription by RNA polymerase II; regulation of neurogenesis; anterior/posterior pattern specification. Gene Ontology annotation, molecular function: DNA-binding transcription factor activity, RNA polymerase II-specific; RNA polymerase II cis-regulatory region sequence-specific DNA binding; protein dimerization activity. Bases 101 to 766 code for a protein of 221 amino acids. The transcript has a single exon.
GCACGAGUUCGAACUAAUCAUUCUAAAUCCCACAUCUCCGAGGGAAACAUAUCCGGACGCUGCUUUAAAUUUCAUCAAUCCCACUCAGUGAAAGCACACCAUGUCCUUGCUAUACAACAACCUUCACCAUCACCAUCACCACCAAAACCAAUCCCAACCACAACAUCUCCCCAUGUCCUUGGACCAAGAGACUCCAAUGUCUCGGACUCACCAGUACCGCAAGGUUAUGAAACCUCUAUUGGAACGGAAACGUCGUGCCCGGAUCAAUAAGUGCUUGGAUGAGCUCAAGGAUCUCAUGGUAUACGCCGUUCAAGCUGAAGGCGAAUCCAUAACCAAAUUGGAGAAGGCCGAUGUGCUGGAACUAACAGUACAACACCUAAAUAAGCUCAAACGCCAACAACAACUUCAAGCUAACCCGGCUUUGGAAGGUGACCGUUACCGAUCGGGUUUUACCGCCUGUGCUAACGAGGUUGGACGCUUUUUGGCCUCCGUUCCCGGGGUGAAUAUUCACUUGGGCACGUCCAUCAUGAGCCACUUGGGAUCCGCCAUGAGUGCCAACAAUGCCAGCCCGGUGUCCCCGGUCAAGAGCUCGCCCCUCUCAAUCCACACAUGUGCCUCCUCGCCCAUGGUAAAGCAAGAAUUUGCCAUGUCUCCAUCUACAGAUGGAGGCUACAAUUCCGGCCGUGACUCCACGCCUUCUCCCAGUUCGAUUGGAGCUCCCUCCCCCAGACCGGCAAGCACUGAGGCUGUUUGGAGACCAUUUUAAGGAUCGACCAAUCCGUUACCCUCGUUCAUUUGAUCUCAUGUUCUAAACCUUAUCUGUGAUACUCGUCUUUUUAUGAUAUGCUGUUGAAGAAAAAACCAAACGUUGAAAAAACAAAUUGAUAAUAAAGCAAUCAAACCAUCAUA